This is a messenger RNA of Sinocyclocheilus anshuiensis, 3099 nucleotides long. Its product is annotated as 5-hydroxytryptamine receptor 2A-like. Gene Ontology annotation, cellular component: plasma membrane; dendrite. Bases 452 to 2002 code for a protein of 516 amino acids. The transcript is spliced from 5 exons. Gene Ontology annotation, molecular function: G protein-coupled serotonin receptor activity; neurotransmitter receptor activity. The record is from RefSeq and is a predicted model, not a curated record. Gene Ontology annotation, biological process: G protein-coupled receptor signaling pathway, coupled to cyclic nucleotide second messenger; chemical synaptic transmission; phospholipase C-activating serotonin receptor signaling pathway. Lineage: Eukaryota; Metazoa; Chordata; Actinopteri; Cypriniformes; Cyprinidae.
UGGCUUCUGCUGAGGAUGCUAAUUACCCAUUGUUGGAAUGCAGAAUCUCACUUAGUUUGUGAGUGCACUCUCAUCCGCUUCAUUAAUGGAUGAUGAAGAGGUGUCUGAAGGGAAAAGAGAGCAUUUGAGAGAGAGCAAUAGAGAGAGAAUGAGAGUUGGAGAGACUAAGAUUAGGAUUCUCAUCAGUUUUCCAAUGUAUACUUUGAUCCCAUAGUAUUUGAACACCUCAGGGUUGAUACGGUUUCCAUGAAUAAGAUCCAGAGCUAGAAACUUGCACCAGGAAAUGCUAUGGAUAUCCUCAGCGCUGUAGAUUUCUCCUUCACAUAGCAUUUUGAGUGGAUCACUUCAACGUUUUUGAACUUCCAAACUCUUCUUCCUGUAAGUGGCUGUCAGCGGCCGUGAGUGGAAGGAGCUCAGAUUGAUACAGGGUGACAGGAAAAGACAUCAGAAGAUGGGGGCACCUGGCGGGCCAGUUCGGGGUGGGUUUAGCUCUACGACAUCCUCCCUAGACCUCGUUGGCUGGAUGGUCUGGCCUGGGAAUACCACCGUGAGCCUGAGCCAGAGCCUCUUCACGAUUGACUACAGCUUUAAUCUCUCCUCCUCUUCUUCAUUCUCUCCUCAUGGGGUUGAAAAGGAGUCAAUGAAGGAGAAGAACUGGCCAGCCCUGCUGAUUCUUGUGAUUAUCUUUCUGACGAUAGGAGGAAAUAUUUUGGUUAUUUUGGCCGUGUCGCUGGAGAAGAAGCUGCAAAACGCAACAAACUUCUUCCUGCGAUCACUUGCAGUGGCGGACAUGCUGGUUGGCAUCUUGGUCAUGCCUAUCUCGCUCAUUAACAUCUUAUAUGAUUAUGCCUGGCCAUUGCCAAGUGCUCUUUGUCCUAUUUGGAUAUAUCUGGAUGUGCUUUUCUCUACUGCUUCCAUCAUGCACCUGUGUGCCAUUUCCCUCGACCGCUACGUGGCCAUACGCAAUCCAAUCGAGCACAGUCGGUUCAACUCCCGCACCAAGGCCAUGCUGAAGAUCGCUGCAGUUUGGACUAUUUCAAUAGGUAUCUCAAUGCCUAUCCCAGUGAUCGGACUCCAUAACAGAGAAAAGGUCUUGAAAAAUGGCAACUGUGCUCUGAAUGAGGAACACUUCAUACUGGUUGGUUCUUUUGUUGCCUUCUUCAUUCCUCUGGUCAUCAUGGUGGUCACGUAUUGUCUCACCGUCCAAGCGCUUCAGCGUCAGGCCACAGUCUUCCUCUACGAGGGCAAAGCCUCUUCUCAACAGCCUUUGCAACCUCCAGUUCCACCUACUUCCCAGUUGGCCCCACCGCCGGCAUCCCGUCGCAGCAGCCUGAACUGUCUACAGAUCAGCAACAGCGAUGGAAACAUGCUCGGACUGACCGUGCCCCCAGACACCAUCUCAAUAAUCCCAAGUUCAGAAGCCCCAUCUCAGAUGAAUUCGCCCGCUGGACGGGACCCAGCCGGAACCCAUGGGCGGCGAGGCAUGAUGCAGGCCAUCAAGAACGAGCGGCGAGCAUCCAAAGUGUUGGGUGUAGUGUUCUUCCUCUUCCUCAUCAUGUGGUGUCCCUUUUUCAUCACUAACGUUCUGUAUGUCCUCUGCCAUAAAGCCUGUAAUGAGCCUGUGCUAACAGAACUGCUCAAUGUUUUCGUUUGGGUGGGCUACAUCUCAUCAGGGGUCAAUCCUUUAGUGUACACUUUGUUUAACAAGACCUACCGAAGGGCAUUUUCAAGUUACAUGCACUGCCAGUAUAGUCAGGUGGGUCUUAAACCCAUCACUAUAAACGCUCCUUGUCCAUCCCAUGCGGUAGUCACACCCAUCCUGAUCUGCGAAAAAGUUUCCAUUGACCGGAACAGUAACUGCCGGAAUGGGGACGGCAAUGGAAUCCGAAAUCUGGAGCCCCACGACAUGGACAUUGACCCCGGACUGGAGCUGAAACCGGGAAUAUCAGAGCUGUCUAUCAGCAGCGGUCACAGCCACACAGAACACACCAGCAGUGUCUGAAAACUAGCUUUUAGUGUGACAUGGAAAACAGGACCGAGCUACACGUGAUGUUUAGGAGAUGUCGACUGUCUACGCAACCUCAGCUGUAUCACAGCAUAGAAUGUAUGCUGAGUUAGCUACAGAAACAAUAAUCUGACCAAGGUCAGAAAAGGGAGAGGGAAUGUAAUGUGUGUGAUUGUGUGUUUGUGUUAACAGGUUCAGAUUUUUGAAUGCCAUUAAGUCCUGCAUGAGCACCCAGUCUCUUACUAAAGCAGCAUAGGAGACUGCAGUUCACGCAAAUAUUCGACAGAUAGAGUCAUAGCAUCCUCUUGUGGUCAGUUGAAUAAUUACAACAACAAAAAAAAUGUAAAGCCAAAAAAAGAGUUACUGUGUCAUCCAAGCUAGUUGCAUUACAAUAUGGAUGAAGCUAUGCUGCUUAAUACACUUGCAAGUCAGAUCAUUGUUUGUGUAACUUGUAAACAUCUCCAAUAUGAUAUGAUGAAUCUUUUGAGUUGCAGUAAUCCAGUAACACAGUUAGAGGUUGCAUCUUAUUUGCUGGAGGAAAUGACUGCAGAACAACAGUUUUCUUCAAACCACUUUUUAAAGUGACCUAGAAAACUGGACCAAACAGAACAAUGGUGUGAAGGUCAUACUUAACAUAAAACUUAUGCUAAGACAUAACAAAUGCGGUAUGAGUUUUGGUCAAGUCCAAACCGCUUCUCAAGGAUUUUUUUUUUUCAACAGGUAUUGAAGGAAUUAACCUCUAGCUCUGGGGAACAUGCUCUCCUGUGAAUGUAAGGUUGGGAAUCAGGUGGUCAUGACAGAGUGAGAGAAGAAGCAAAAUUGCACAACAGACAAGAGUACUAAAACCAUUUACUUUAUAUGGACGAACUGUCCAUGGCAACAAAUGUUGGUCUGUAAGACCAAAAAUGUUAAUUUGAGGAUGUCUAGGAACCUAUGAUGUAUAAAGCUGUAAAUUCUUGCUGUUUUCUGUGUAGACUCUAGAAUUUCUCCUGUAUCACCUUCCCUUGUUCAAACUCUCAUUUUUAUACCAUAGCCUGUGAAUGUUUUACCAAAUCCAUUUUUUGUUAAAAAAACAAACAAACAAACCAUCAUCC